AUCAACAUUUUGUUUUCCUUAUGACAUCCAAUAUGGCUGCGGUUGAUAGUGAAUUAAAGGAUAUGCUCACACUUUAUCAAGCCUGUUUUAAAACAUUAAUCAGGUGCCCAUGCACAUUAUAUGAACAAUGAAACUGGUUUUGCUUGUUGUCAUCAUUCCUUUUGUCCAUACUGGCAAUUAUGAGCUCAGCUCCUGAUGCGCGGAGGUGAUGGGAGACGGAGUCCACAGUCCUUGAUGGGUGCAAAAACAUAAUCCAAAGUUUCUCAGAAUCAAGAGGAUAUCUUCCACGGACGUGGUCUUUUUAGUAUAAAAAUUCUGCUUUUUGUUUAAAACCUUCCACUGAAACUUAUCAGUUUCAACACUGCCUGUUUCUUAGGCUACAAAAAAGGACAAUAACUUUGGAAGACACUUACAGCACCCAAAAUGUAUCAGUGUUCAUCCGGGUACCUGAGUAUUAUUUUGAAACAGACAUUUAAAGAAAUGUGAAACUAUCCUUUAAUCAGCGCGGACUGCCUCCUUAAGACACGAGUGCAGGGUCUCUUUACCCACCAGUCAGCUGGUAAAGUGUAUCAGUAGGUUAUGAAUGAAAAAAAAAAGUCUGUGACGUCACGCACGCGCGCUAACCCAGUGCGGGUAGUCUGAGCUCCGGGACACCCAGCUGGAGGAGUGGGAGGAGGUCCUACCAUCACCCCCCAUGCUCUCUGACAGUCUGAGGAGAAACCUGACGAGUCGCGGAGUUUUAUCACUUGGACUUUGAACGCACCGCAGCGGAAUAUAACGGGACUAACUUUUGCUCAAGUCUCGGGCGUUUCUCUACUUCCUGCAAGUGUCGGACUCCGUGUGUUCUUUGGUGGGGAUUAAUUUUAGGAAAGGCUGAUUGUGCAUUGCACGGUAGCCGGCGUCAUCCUCCUGGAGGAAAACAUACAAUCGCAGCGUGAGGAGGACUUUGGCUUCGAUCCACGACACCCCCCACCCUCCUCCCCCCGUCAUCCUCCUCUCCUCUUCCCUCCGACUGGCACAGAGAAGAGUGUGAGAGACUGAGCGAGGGAACGUGGGAAAGAGGAAGACGAUGUACCAAACGCUGCUUCUUUCCUCCUCCCUCUUCAUCCUGCAUGUGAUGGGCACUCCGCAGUUCUUCGCUCACCACGGGAGGAGGGUGUGUGGCCGAGACUUCCAUCACAGCGUCGUCAUGGCAACAGAGUCGUACGUCCAGCCGGUGCACAAGCCCUACAUCACCCUGUGUCAGGGGCAUCGCCUCUGCAGCACAUACAAGACGGUGUACUCGGUAGCGUACCGGCAGGUGAGCAGGGCGGCACCUUCUUCACAUUUCUACCCAGAGUGCUGCCCGGGCUGGCGGAGAUUUCACUCUCACAACUGCAACCAAGCUCUGUGUAGACAGUCCUGUGUGAAUGGAGGUACCUGCUUGAGACCUGACCGGUGUGCUUGUCCACUCGGCUGGACGGGACACCAAUGCCAAACAGACGUGGAUGAGUGUAGUGAGCAGCGACCUUGCGCUCAGGAGUGCGUGAACACUGCUGGCAGCUAUCGAUGUACGUGCAGAGACGGCUUCAGGCUUGCCGGAGAUGGCCGUUCCUGUCAAACCCUUCCUCCUCCUCCUCCUACUCCUCCUCCUCUUCCUGCCGCUCCACCCUCUCCCACCCAGGCGAGCCAGGCAACAGUGGGUGGUCACACAGAUGCGGGUGGAAGGCUUGGCCUGGUGGAGAACGUGACGGAGGAGGUGCAGAGCCUGAGGAACAGAGUGGAGCUGCUGGAAAAGAAGUUGCAGUUGGUGUUGGCCCCCUUCAGCAGUUUCUUCCCGAUGUCACUGGAUGAGGGCUUGUCGGAGAAAACUACCUUACUGUCCCACUCCUUCCAGCAGCUGGACCGCAUCGACUCCCUCAGCGAGCAGAUUGGCUUUCUGGAGGAGCGUCUCGGCACAUGUUCCUGCCAGGAGAAUUAGCCACCGAACGCGGCCCACAGCAUUUCAAGACAUCUCCCAUGAAGUUAAUAAUGAACCAAACCUGUCAGAGAUUGUAUGGACCAAGAUGGCUGCAGCGUGUAAGAAAGGGAUGGCGGGAAGCAGAAACAUCCUCAGCUUUUGUUAUGCCGCGAGGCAGUCAUCACACAGUUCGUCUGUGGUUUUCACUACUCCCAAAGGCUUCGUUUGCUUUUCUCCUUGGAUUACUGUCAAAUUCUCGAUUGUUGUAACAGUACCUGUGCCAGAGUCAGUUUCAACAUGACAUCAUCUCUGUAACAUCUGACUCGAACCCUCUGAGGGUCAGAGGUCAAAUUGGCCACUUUUGUUUCUGUGUUUGUUUAGCAUCAGUGCAGCUGCGUCCUCUGUCGAAAUCCAUUUCUGGAGGCUGACAUGGACAUCUAUAUUUAUCUAUUUAAAUUAUGAUUACUUUUAGUUAUUUCUCAGUGCUCCAAUAGACAUUUUUACCUAGUUUUGUAACAUUUUGUAAUAAAAAAAGGUCCUAAUCAUAAA
This is a messenger RNA of Scatophagus argus, 2488 nucleotides long. It is a transcript of the gene egfl7, whose product is annotated as EGF-like-domain, multiple 7. The transcript has 9 exons. The record is from RefSeq and is a predicted model, not a curated record. Bases 1070 to 1960 code for a protein of 296 amino acids. Gene Ontology annotation, molecular function: signaling receptor binding; calcium ion binding. Gene Ontology annotation, biological process: anatomical structure development. Gene Ontology annotation, cellular component: extracellular region; cell surface. NCBI's taxonomy places the organism in Eukaryota, Metazoa, Chordata, Actinopteri, Scatophagidae.